Messenger RNA from Hyalella azteca, 793 nucleotides. RefSeq lists its product as uncharacterized. The coding region runs from base 1 to 555 and encodes 184 amino acids. Lineage: Eukaryota; Metazoa; Arthropoda; Malacostraca; Amphipoda; Hyalellidae. The transcript has 4 exons. The record is from RefSeq and is a predicted model, not a curated record.
AUGACGGCAGUGGCUAGCGUGAUGUUCACUCUGGUGAGCGGCGGAGUUCUUUCUCUGUGGACCCUGUCGGACUACGAGGCAGACACCGCCAUGAGAGCGCUGUGCCAUCUGGUGGUGGACGAAGCCGUCGCCGGCGCCAUAUUUAGAAAUGCUUUGGUGGCCUACAGGCGCGCUCCCCUUAGGGAUGACUUGCACAUUUUCGAAUACCCCAAACUGGUGUCAAGAGAAGUCGGCGUUCUGCGUCAGGCGUGUUUGGACAAGGGCAUGGAGCUCCCGCCGGUGCCGCGCUCGCCUCUGGAAAAGGCGAUGUUAGCCAUACGAGUGAGCUCCAAGGCUUUCAUGGAUGUUGUACGUCUGGCAAACGGCACCUACGUCACAUGGAGCACCGGAGUUGUCGUACCGUCAGCCGACCUCACGUGGGCACCGCACUUCCCCGAAGUGGAUGGCCAGGAUGGGUCCAACCGCGUGUACAUCAACUCUGGAAGCUCGUUACUCUACGACACAUCUAAAAUGUUUGAAAAAACUGAGCUGUUGUGUGUCGCUAAAAUUAAUUAGUGCGGACGUCCACGGUUCUAUUGCGGACAGUUUUUCCUGGAAAACUGCUCCUCAGCUUUCCUAGACUUGAAUUAUUUCUUUCCUUGCGAUUACACUUCUAAUUGCGAUCGUUCCGUGUGAGUUUUCAAUUUAAUUUUCCCACGCAGAACAUUAGUCUGCAGGAAAAGUAAAAGAUGUUAAAUGCUUCACCUUCCUAAUGAAAUUGACACGUGAAGUCUAAAAAUGCAUCUGUAAUAAA